CCUCGGGGUGCCCUCGCCGUGCCUCGGGGCCAUCAUUCAACGUUUCGGGAGGAACACCAGCCCCAGGGAGAGGGUCGGGACUUCCAGGGGCGUCAUCCUGAGGAAAUCAGGACGUCGCAUGUCUGGGUCUCUGUCCCCCCAUCACCAACCUGAAGCAGAUCCCUGUGCCUAUGACUGGCAUCGCCAUGUCUCGGUGCCGGGGCCGGGUGCUGACUUUAAACACUCCUUCAGUUUCUGAGGGCACGUAUUUGAGAUGGUCAUCGCCCUGGGCGUGUCAAUCUUACGGGCGUGGAGAAGCUCAAGGCCGGUUACCCCAGGAGCGGCCCUCGCUCUCGGUGCCGACGCCUACCUGCGGGCGUCCGACGAGAGGUACGCUUCCUUCGGAACGAUCCUGGCGCCAGCGCCGUUCAAGGAAACGCUUCGCACGGAGCUGGUGCCCGGGCAGAUCUGGGGGUUUGAGCAGUGCAUCGCGCUCCUGUCGGUCUCCACGAACAUCCGGAUGACGGCGGUGAGGCUGCGGGACGGCAGGUUGUGGGUCUCCGCGCCGAUCUCGCCGACCCGGCAGUGCCUGCGGGAGCUGGACGAGCUCGGCGAGGUGGCCCACCUGGUCGUCCCUUCCACGGCGCUGGAGCACAAGGCGUCGCUGGCGGAGUUUGCGCGCAUCUACCCGCGCGCGGCCGUGUGGGUGGCGCCCGGGCAGGAGGCGCAGCCGCUGCCCAUGCCGGCCGGCAGCCGCGUGCUGGGGCAGGGGCCGGAGCCGCCGUGGGCGGAAGAGCUGCCCUACAAGGUGUUCUACGUGGCGCCGCCCGUGACGGACACGUUCGCCGAGGUUGCGUUCUUACACCGCGACAGCGGCACACUGCUGGUGACCGACUGCGCGCUGAAGCUCUCGCAGGCGGCGCCCAAGAUAUUGGAGUCCUACGGCUACGAUGGGACCCCCGGCCCUAUCUCCCCGGAGCAGUGGCGCUACAAGGCCAUCCCGCCUCCGAUCAAUCGCCUUCGACUUUGUGACCGCGCGGGGCCGCGACGAGGCGGACUUCGAUGCCCUGGCUCGCCCGCCCGCGAUCGUCAACCCGCUGCUGCGCUUCCUGGUCUACCGAAGAUGCGCCGACCAGGCUCGCGCCUGGGUGGAGGACGUCGCGAGGUGGCCCUUCGUGCGCAUCGUGCCAGCCCACCUGCAGGCGCCAUUCGAUUGCUCCCCGGCUCAGUUCCUGGAGGCGUUCGGGUUCCUGUUCGGCAGGCAGAGCUCCUGGGAGCCGGAGGACGAGCAGCUGGCGUUCCUGCGGGCCUUGCGCGAGCAGGUCGGCGGCCCCGAGUUCUGAGGCCCCCCGGCGCGCGCUGUGCGCCACCACGGGGGCGGCCGCGCCCUCCCCCCCCCUUCCGCCCGCGAGGGGUUUGGGCGGGGUCCUCCUCCUAUCGUUGAAGCUUGAACGGUUGGCGAGGUGGUGGAAGCCCAGCCCCACACCGUCGCGUGGGGCUCUUGCCGUAGUCGUGCAGUUUUCGCGGUGUGCCAAGACAGACCGAUCGUUUUUUGCCGCCUCGCAGCUCUGGCACGAAAAGCGGCGCGCCUGGUCCCGGCAGACGGAGG
Prorocentrum cordatum is the source of this 1588-nucleotide messenger RNA. NCBI's taxonomy places the organism in Eukaryota, Dinophyceae, Prorocentrales, Prorocentraceae. The record is from the annotation of a GenBank genome assembly.